UUGAGAGUGUCGGUAAGGAGGCGGGAAAUGGCGUCUGGAGGAGCAGCGCAAGAGCGCACUGACGGUCUCUGAAUACAGCCAGCUAGUCUAGAGACGGCUAAAGACCAGCGGCCGCCCCCCGCCGUGGCUAUCAACAGCCAGGCAAUCUCAGCCACCUCAGCGAGGAGAUACUGCAGUCUGUGGCAAUCUUUCAUGUGACGGCUGGCACGAUGAGGCUGAGAAUGCGUAAGGCGUCUCAGCAGCCCACCCCGGCCCACGCGCCCCGCCCGUCCCGGACCAAGCGGAGGCACUCGGAGGUGGAGGAGUGCGUGCCCGCCGGCGGGGGCAAGAUGAGGAAGAACGACACGGGCCUGCUCUCCACCAUCAAGAAGUUCAUCAGAGGAAACGCCGUCAAGGUGGAGCAGGAGAACCCGGCGAAGAGGAGCCGCAUGGACUGCAGCCUGGAUGCCAACCUCAUUUCCUCCACACCACACACCGGGGACCUGCCCAACAAGGCCAUGCCCCGCGUCCGACGGAGAGGGCCCGUCAACGGGGACGCCACCAACCACGACACGAGCAAGCCGGCCAAGCCCAACGGGAAGCUGGAGCAGACGGCCGACGCCGCCACCAGCCCGCCCCGCACCACCCUGCUGGGCACCAUCUUCUCUCCCGUCUUCAACUUCUUCUCACCAGCAAACAAAAACGGCACGUCUGGCUCGGACUCCCCAGGCCAGGCCGUGGAGGCGGAGGAGAUCGUCAAACAGCUGGACAUGGAGCAGGUGGAGGAGACCCCCACCUGCACAGCCACCUCCACCGAGAGUGUGGGCGUCCCCCUGUAUCCCAGCGUCCCCGCCCCAGCCCCUCGGCCCCCGCCCCCUCCCGAGGCAGUCCCCGAGGAAGGGGAGAUCGUUUCCGACCCUGACCUCCCCCCUCUCACAGCCCCCGGCUCCACCCCCGAGGGGGGCUACUCCGAGGCUCCGCCCGCGUCGCCCGCAGAGGGCUCGUACGAGGAGGACUGGGAGGUGUUUGACCCGUACUUCUUCAUCAAACACGUGCCCCCCCUGACAGAGGAGCAGCUAACCCGCAAGCCAGCACUUCCUUUGAAGACCCGCAGCACGCCAGAGUUCUCCCUGGUCCUAGACCUGGAUGAGACGCUGGUACAUUGUAGCUUAAACGAGCUGGAGGAUGCAGCGCUUACUUUCCCCGUCCUCUUCCAAGAUGUCAUAUACCAGGUGUACGUGCGGUUGAGGCCGUACUUCAGAGAGUUCCUGGAACGGAUGUCUCAGAUAUACGAGAUCAUUCUCUUCACCGCUUCUAAGAAGGUGUAUGCAGAUAAGUUGCUGAAUAUCCUCGAUCCCAAGAAACAGUUGGUUCGACACAGGUUAUUUCGCGAGCACUGCGUUUGUGUGCAGGGAAACUACAUCAAGGACCUGAAUAUCCUUGGGAGGGAUCUGUCAAAGACCAUCAUAAUUGACAAUUCACCACAAGCCUUUGCCUAUCAGCUCUCCAACGGGAUUCCCAUUGAGAGCUGGUUCAUGGAUAAGAAUGACAGCGAACUCCUGAAGUUGGUUCCUUUCCUGGAGAAACUUGUGGAGCUGAAUGAGGACGUUCGGCCACACGUGAGGGAGCGCUUUCGUCUGCACGACCUCCUGCCCCCAGACUGAGCCCGGCCCCCCGGCCCUCCAGCCCCAGAGGACGAAAAACGAAGGAAAUAAAUACGAACAAUUCAACGAAAGAUAAACAAACAAACAAACAAACAAACAAAAAAAAAAACACGUUCUAAACUUUGGAUUUACAACAAA
Conger conger (European conger) is the source of this 1781-nucleotide messenger RNA. Its product is annotated as CTD small phosphatase-like protein 2-A. NCBI's taxonomy places the organism in Eukaryota, Metazoa, Chordata, Actinopteri, Anguilliformes, Congridae. Gene Ontology annotation, molecular function: phosphoprotein phosphatase activity. The record is from RefSeq and is a predicted model, not a curated record. Bases 210 to 1643 code for a protein of 477 amino acids. The transcript has 13 exons.